Myotis brandtii (Brandt's bat) is the source of this 9029-nucleotide messenger RNA. It is a transcript of the gene MEGF8, whose product is annotated as multiple EGF-like-domains 8. The transcript has 41 exons. The record is from RefSeq and is a predicted model, not a curated record. Gene Ontology annotation, molecular function: protein binding; calcium ion binding. NCBI's taxonomy places the organism in Eukaryota, Metazoa, Chordata, Mammalia, Chiroptera, Vespertilionidae. The coding region runs from base 417 to 8501 and encodes 2694 amino acids.
CCGGCCCGGCCCGGCCCGCACCCUCUAUGGAGGCCCUCGUCCGGCUGUAGGGCCCCUCGCCUCAUGGGGACCCACCCAUUUCUAAGGUCCGGUUUGGCCCGCAGCGGUCCGCGUCUGUAAUUGCUGGACAUCGUGUAUGGGGUCAGCCAGCCUAUGGGGGCCUGUGUCUAUAAGGGACUCCCACGGUCCCUAGGGGUCGGCCGUGUCCAUAGCAACCCCAUUUACAGGGCCUAUCAUGGGUCUGUAAGGUCCACCUUUCGACUUCCAGAGCCCGUCAACAGAGGCAGGUCCCUUCGCGGGGACUGCGACUCCUGGGCCUCCCCGGGCUACCAGGCCAUGUCCCGUCCAUAGAGGUCGCAUUUUCAGCAUCGGUGGAGGGUCCGUGCCAUCUGUAAGGGUCAGUGCUGGAGGCGGCGAUGGCCCUGGGCCGGGCUCUGGCCGCCGUGCUGGCUCUGUGUUUGGCCAUGCUGGGGCCGAUGUCCCCUGGGGCCCGGGCGGGGGACUGCAAGGGGCAGCGGCAAGUGCUGCGGGAGGCCCCAGGCUUCGUGACGGAUGGUGCGGGCAACUACAGCGUCAAUGGCAAUUGCGAGUGGCUCAUCGAGGCACCGAGUCCCCAGCACCGGAUCCUGCUGGACUUCCUUUUCCUUGACACGGAGUGCACGUAUGACUACCUGUUCGUGUAUGACGGUGACUCCCCCCGAGGGCCCCUGCUUGCCAGUCUGAGUGGGAGCACCCGACCCCCACCCAUCGAGGCUUCCUCUGGCAAGCCCCUAGGACCGUGCCGCUGUGAGCCUGGCUUCCUGGGACGUGCCUGUGACCUGCACCUGUGGGAGAACCAGGGGGCUGGCUGGUGGCACAAUGUGAGUGCCGGGGACCCUGCCUUCCCUGCUCGUGUCGGGGCAGCUGGUGCCUUCCUGUCCCCACCAGGACUGUUGGCCGUUUUUGGAGGCCAGGACCUCAACAGCGCCUUGGGUGACCUCGUGCUGUAUAACUUCUCUGCCAACACCUGGGAGCGCUGGGACCUGAGUCCUGCUCCGGCUGCCCGUCACUCCCAUGUGGCUGUGGCCUGGGCCGGCUCCCUGGUGUUGAUGGGCGGUGAGCUGGCUGAUGGCUCCCUCACUAGCGACGUGUGGGCCUUCAGCCCUCUGGGCGGGGGCCACUGGGAGCAACUGGCACCACCUGCUUCUAGUUCCUCGGGGCCGCCAGGCCUGGCAGGUCAUGCAGCUGCCUUGGUGGACAACAUCUGGCUCUAUGUGUCUGGUGGCCGCACCCAGCACGACCUCUUCUCCUCCGGCCUCUUCCGUUUCCGCCUUGACAGCACCAGUGGGGGCUACUGGGAGCAGGUGAUUCCGGCAGGUGGGCGGCCCCCUGCCGCCACCGGCCACUCCAUGGUGUUUCAUGCCCCAUCUCGAGCCCUGCUGGUUCAUGGUGGACACCGGCCCUCCACUGCCCGGUUCUCUGUGCGGGUGAACUCCACUGAGCUCUUCCAUGUGGAUCGGCGUGUGUGGACAACCCUGAAGGGCCGGGAUGGGCUGCAGGGCCCACGGGAGCGAGCCUUCCACACAGCCAGUGUCCUGGGCAACUACAUGGUGGUCUAUGGAGGCAAUGUGCACACCCAUUACCAGGAGGAAAAGUGCUAUGAAGAUGGCAUCUUCUUCUACCACCUGGGCUGCCAUCAGUGGGUGUCAGGGGCUGAGCUUGCCCCGCCAGGAACUCCUGAGGGCCGAGCAGCGCCUCCCAGUGGUCGGUAUUCACAUGUGGCAGCUGUGCUUGGUGGCAGUGUCCUGUUGGUGGCUGGUGGGUACAGUGGCCGGCCCCGUGGGGAUUUGAUGGCCUACAAGGUGCCCCCCUUUGUGUUCCAGGCGCCUGCCCCAGACUACCAUUUGGACUAUUGCUCCAUGUACACGGACCACAGUGUCUGCUCUCGAGACCCCGAAUGCAGUUGGUGUCAGGGGUCCUGCCAAGCUGCACUGCCUCCUGGGACCCCCUCAGGGGCUUGUCUGGCUGCCAGCUGCCUGGGCCUGGGGCGCCUCCUGAGUGACUGCCAGGCCUGCCUGGCCUUCAGCAGCCCUGCAGCUCCUCCCCGGGGACCUGGUGCCCUGGGCUGGUGUGUGCACAAUGAGAGCUGCCUCCCUCGGCCUGAGCAGGCCCACUGCCGAGGAGAGCAGAUCUCAGGCACCGUGGGCUGGUGGGGGCCUGCACCUGUCUUCGUCACAUCCCUGGAGGCCUGCGUCACCCAGAGCUUCCUGCCUGGCCUGCACCUCCUCACCUUCCAACAGCCACCCAACGCCUCCCAACCUGACAAGGUCUUGAUUGUCCGCAGCACAACCAUCACCCUGACACCCAGCCCAGAGACCGAAGUAUCACUCGUCUAUCGUGGCUUCAUCCACCCACUGCUUCCGGGAGGGCCCGGUGGGCCAGGGGCUGAGGACGUGGCUGUGUGGGCCCGAGCCCAGCGCCUACACGUCCUGGCCCGGAUGGCCCGUGGCCCUGACCCAGAGAACAUGGAGGAAGUGGGGCGCUGGGUGGCUCAGCAGGAGAAAGAGACGAGGCGGCUACAGCGCCCAGGGUCUGCUCGUCUCUUCCCACUGCCUGGCCGGGCCCACAAGUACGCGGUGGAGAUCCGGGGCCAGCUCAAUGGCUCGGCGGGCCCUGGGCACAGCGAGCUCACCCUGCUGUGGGACCGGACUGGUGUGCCAGGUGGCAGUGAGAUCUCCUUCUUCUUCCUGGAACCCUACCGCUCCACGGCCUGCGCCUCCUACUCCUCCUGCCUGGGCUGCCUGGCAGACCAGGGCUGCGGCUGGUGCCUGGCCAGCUCCACCUGCCACCUGCGCCAGAGUGGGGCUCACUGCAUGGCCAGGGGGGCCCGCAGGUCCUUGCUGGUGCUGGUGCCUGCCCUCUGCCCGCUCUGUGAGGAACAUCGAGACUGCCACGCCUGCACCCAGGACCCCUUCUGUGAGUGGCAUCAGAGCACCAACCGCAAAGGGGAUGCGGCAUGCAGCCGGCGAGGCCGGGGUCAGGGUGCCCUGAAGAGCCCAGAGGAGUGUCCCCCGCUCUGCAGCCAGCGCCUGACCUGUGACGACUGCCUGGCCAACUCAAGCCAGUGUGCCUGGUGCCAGUCCACCCACACCUGUUUUCUGUUUGCUGCCUACUUGGCCCGGUACCCAUAUGGGGGCUGCCGAGGCUGGGAUGACAGCGUGCACUCAGAGCCCCGGUGCCGGAGCUGUGACCGCUUCCUGACCUGCCACGAGUGUCUGCAGAGCCAUGAGUGUGGCUGGUGUGGCAAUGAGGACAACCCCACACUGGGGCGGUGCCUCCAGGGGGACUUCUCAGGGCCCCUGGGUGGGGGUAACUGCUCCCUGUGGGUGGGGGAGGGCCUGGGGCUGCCCGUGGCCCUCCCUGCCCGCUGGGCAUAUGCCCGCUGUCCUGAUGUGGAUGAGUGUCGCCUGGGCCUGGCACGGUGCCACCUGCGGGCGACCUGCCUGAACACGCCCCUCAGCUACGAGUGUCACUGCCAGCGAGGUUACCAGGGUGAUGGCAUCACAUACUGCAAUCGCACGUGCCUGGAAGACUGCGGCCAUGGUGUGUGCAGUGGACCCCCUGACUUCACCUGUGUGUGUGACCUGGGCUGGAUAUCUGAUCUGCCCCCGCCCACGCCUGCCCCGGGACCCCCCGGCCCCCGCUGCUCCAGAGACUGUGGCUGCAACUUUCACAGCCAUUGCCGAAAGCGGGGGCCUGGCUUCUGCGAUGAGUGCCAGGACUGGACCUGGGGGGAGCACUGCGAACGGUGCCGGCCCGGCAGCUUUGGCAACGCCACGGGCUCAGGCGGCUGCCGACCCUGCCAGUGCAAUGGGCAUGGGGACCCACGCCGUGGCCACUGCGACAACCUCAGUGGGCUCUGCUUCUGCCAGGACCACACCGAAGGUGCUCAUUGCCAGCUCUGCAUCCCUGGCUACUAUGGGGACCCCCGGGCCGGUGGCUCCUGCUUCCGGGAGUGUGGGGGCCGCGCCCUCCUCACCAACGUGUCCUCAGUGGCACUGGGCUCACGCCGGGUUGGGGGGCUGCUGCCUCCAGGUGGUGGGGCAGUGAGAGCCGGGCCAGGCCUUUCAUACUGUGUGUGGGUUGUCUCGGCCACUGAGGUGCUACAGCCCUGUGCUCCUGGGACCCUCUGUCCCCCACUCACCCUCACCUUCUCCCCCGACAGCAGCACCCCCUGCACGCUGAGCUACGUGCUGGCCUUUGAUGGCUUCCCACGCUUCCUGGACACUGGCGUUGUGCAGUCGGACCGUAGCCUCAUUGCUGCCUUCUGCGGCCAGCGGCGGGACAGGCCCCUCACUGUGCAGGCCCUCUCUGGGCUGCUCGUGCUGCACUGGGAGGCCAACGGCUCCUCGUCCUGGGGCUUCAACGCUUCAGUGGGCUCUGCCCGCUGUGGGUCAGGGGGCCCUGGGAGCUGCCCUGUUCCCCAGGAGUGUGUGCCCCAGGAUGGGGCCGCAGGGGCUGGUCUCUGCCGCUGUCCCCAGGGCUGGGCUGGCCCACACUGUCGCAUGGCUCUGUGUCCUGAAAACUGCAAUGCCCACAGCGGGGCAGGGACCUGUAACCAGAGUCUGGGCGUGUGCAUCUGUGCUGAGGGCUUCGGGGGCCCCGACUGUGCCACGAAGCUGGACGGCGGACAGCUGGUCUGGGAGACCCUCAUGGACAGCCGCCUCUCAGCUGACACUGCUAGCCGCUUCCUGCACCGCCUGGGGCACACCAUGGUGGAGGGACCUGAUGCCACCUUGUGGAUGUUUGGGGGCCUGGGCCUCCCCCAGGGGCUGCUGGGAAACCUGUACAGGUACUCAGUGAGUGAGUGGAGGUGGACACAGAUGCUGGCAGGAGCUGAGGACGGAGGCCCAGGCCCCUCACCCCGAUCCUUCCAUGCAGCUGCCUAUGUGCCCGCUGGCCGUGGUGCCAUGUACCUGAUGGGGGGGCUCACGGCUGGGGGCGUCGCCCGAGACUUCUGGGUCCUCAACCUCACCACCCUACAGUGGCGGCAGGAGAAGGCCCCUCAGACUGUGGAACUCCCAGCUGUCGCUGGUCACACCCUCACUGUGCGUAGAGGCCUGUCUUUGCUCCUGGUGGGCGGUUACUCUCCUGAAAAUGGCUUCAACCAGCAGCUGCUCGAGUACCAGCUGGCGACUGGCACCUGGGUAUCCGGAGCGCAGAGUGGGACACCCCCCACAGGUCUCUAUGGUCAUUCUGCCGUCUACCAUGAGGCCACCGACUCUCUCUACGUGUUUGGGGGUUUCCGCUUCCAUGUGGAGCUGGCAGCCCCGUCCUCCGAGCUCUACUCCCUGCACUGUCCUGACCGAACCUGGAGCCUGCUGGCCCCUUCUCAGGGGGCAAAGCCCCGCCCCCGACUUUUCCACGCCUCAGCGCUGCUAGGGGACACCAUGGUGGUCCUGGGGGGACGCUCGGACCCUGAUGAGUUCAGCAGCGAUGUGCUGCUCUACCAGGUCAACUGCAACUCCUGGCUGCUGCCUGACCUCACCCGCCAGGCCUAUGUGGGGCCACCGAUGGAGGAGUCUGUGGCCCAUGCUGUAGCAGCAGUGGGGGGCCGCCUGUACAUCUCAGGGGGCUUUGGGGGAGUGGCCCUGGGCCGCCUGCUGGCCUUGACCAUGCCCCCCGACCCCUGUCGCCUGCUGCCGUCACCUGAAGCUUGUAACCAGUCUGGGGCCUGCACCUGGUGCCAUGGGGUCUGCUUGUCUGGGGACCAGGCCCACAGACUGGGCUGUGGGGCACCGGCUUGCUCCCCAAUGCCUCAUUCCCCUGAGGAAUGCCGACGUCUCCGGACCUGCAGUGAGUGCCUUGCCCGCCAUCCCCGGACCCUGAAGCCUGGAGAUGGAGAGGCAUCUGUCCCCCGCUGUAAGUGGUGUACCAAUUGUCCCGAGGGUGCCUGCAUCGGGCGCAACGGGUCCUGCACCUCAGAGAAUGACUGUCGGAUCAAUCAGCGAGAGGUCUUCUGGGCAGGGAACUGCUCAGAGGCUGCGUGUGGGGCUGCCGACUGCGAGCAGUGUACCAGGGAGGGCAAGUGCAUGUGGACACGGCAGUUCAAGAGGACAGGGGAGACCCGCCGCAUCCUCUCUGUGCAGCCCACCUACGACUGGACAUGCUUCAGCCACUCUCUGCUGAACGUGUCCCCGAUGCCAGUGGAAUCAUCACCCCCAUUGCCCUGCCCCACUCCCUGUCACCUCCUGUCCAACUGCACCUCCUGUCUGGACUCCAAGGGUGCGGACGGGGGCUGGCAGCACUGUAUCUGGAGCAGCAGUCUCCAACAGUGUCUGAGCCCCUCAUACCUGCCCCUGCGAUGCAUGGCUGGAGGCUGUGGGCGGCUGCUCCGAGGGCCCGAGAGCUGCUCCCUGGGCUGUGCUCAGGCAACCCAGUGCGCCCUGUGUCUGCGGCGCCCCCACUGUGGCUGGUGUGCCUGGGCGGGCCAGAAUGGGGGUGGCCGCUGCCUGGAAGGUGGACUCAGUGGCCCCCGUGAUGGGCUGACGUGUGGGCGUCCUGGGGCCUCCUGGGCCUUCCUGUCCUGCCCUCCUGAGGACGAGUGUGCGAACGGGCACCAUGACUGCAAUGAGACUCAGAACUGCCAUGACCAGCCCCACGGUUAUGAGUGCAGCUGCAAGACGGGCUACCUCAUGGACAAUGUCACGGGGCUGUGCCGCCCAGUGUGCGCCCAGGGCUGCGUGAAUGGCUCGUGCGUGGAGCCUGACCACUGCCGCUGCCACUUUGGCUUUGUCGGCCACAACUGCUCCACGGAGUGUCGCUGCAACCGCCACAGCGAGUGUGCUGGCGUGGGGGCCCGUGACCACUGCCUGCUCUGCCACAACCACACCAAGGGCAGCCACUGUGAGCAGUGCCUCCCGCUGUUCGUGGGUUCUGCUGUGGGGGGCGGGACCUGCCGGCCCUGCCACACCUUCUGUCGUGGCAACAGCCACGUCUGCAUCUCCAGGAAGGAGCUUGAAAUGGCUAGGAGGGAGCCAGAGAAGUACUCCCUGGAUCCCGAGGAGAUUGAAAACUGGGUGACAGAGGGCCCCAGCGAAGACGAGGCUGUGUGUGUAAACUGCCAGAAUAACAGCUAUGGGGACAAAUGUGAGAGCUGCCUCCACGGCUACUUCCUCCUGGAUGGGAAGUGCACCAAAUGCCAGUGUAAUGGCCACGCGGACACCUGUAACGAGCAGGACGGGACCGGCUGCCCGUGUCAGAACAACACAGAAACGGGCACCUGCCAGGGGAGCUCCCCCAGUGACCGCCGAGACUGCUACAAGUACCAGUGCGCCAAGUGCCGGGAGUCCUUCCACGGAAGCCCACUGGGAGGCCAGCAGUGCUACCGCCUCAUCUCCGUGGAGCAGGAGUGCUGCCUGGACCCGACGUCUCAGACCAACUGCUUCCACGAGCCCAAGCGCCGGGCCCUGGGCCCUGGCCGCACGGUCCUCUUUGGUGUGCAGCCUAAGUUCACCAACGUGGACAUCCGCCUGACGCUGGAUGUGACCUUCGGUGCCGUGGACCUCUAUGUCUCCACCUCCUACGACACCUUCGUGGUCCGCGUGGCCCCCGACACGGGCGUCCACACAGUGCAUAUCCAGCCACCCCCACCCCCACCACCGCCCCCACCCCCUGCGGAAGGCGGGCCCCGUGGGGCUGGGGAUCUGGGGGGACCAGGGACCGGGAGUGGGUCGGGCACCCCAAUGGAGCCACGGGUGUGGGAGGUGUGGCCACGGGGCCUGAUCACCUACGUAACAGUGACGGAGCCAUCAGCGGUGCUGGUGGUUCAUAGUGUGCGGGACAGACUGGUCAUCACCUACCCCCACGAGCACCACGCCCUCAAGUCCAGCCGCUUCUACCUGCUCCUGCUGGGCGUGGGAGACCCCAGUGGGCCUGGCGCGAACGGUUCGGCUGACUCGCAGGGCCUGCUCUUCUUCCGGCAGGACCAGGCCCACAUUGACCUGUUUGUCUUCUUCUCCGUCUUCUUCUCCUGCUUCUUCCUCUUCCUCUCACUCUGUGUGCUCCUCUGGAAGGCCAAGCAGGCCCUGGACCAGCGGCAGGAGCAGCGCCGGCACCUGCAAGAGAUGACCAAGAUGGCCAGCCGCCCCUUCGCCAAAGUCACCGUCUGCUUCCCGCCCGACCCUGCUGCCCCAGUUCCUGCCUGGAAGCCGGCCAUACUCCCACCACCCACCUUCCGCCGCUCUGAGCCUUUCUUGGCACCCCUGCUGCUGGCAGGGGCUGGCGGGCCCUGGGGACCCACGGAAGACGGCAUGGCAGGUGUGGCCACACUGCUGCUCCAGCUGCCUGGCGGGCCCCACGUGCCCAACGGUGCCUGCCUGGGCUCGGCCCUGGUCACGCUGCGGCACAGGCUGCAUGAAUACUGUGGGGGUGGUGGGGGUGCUGGGGGCAGUGGUCACGGGGCCGGUGUAGGUCGGAAGGGACUUUUGAGCCAGGACAAUCUCACCAGCAUGUCCCUCUGACAGGCUGGGUCCCUCAGCCACAGCAGCCAAGUGCCCAUGGGGGCCCCUGGACACUGUCCUCAGAGGACUCUGGUUUUCCUUCCCCUGGGGGUCCCCAGACAAGGCCUCCUUCGUUGUGCAUUCAACAAUUAUUUAGUUCCUACUGUGUGCCAGGCACUGUUGAAGGCACCGGACCGGGCAAAGGGGAACCGAGGCAGAAGUGUCCCUAGUCUUGUGGGACUGAUGUGGAAAGUCAACUGGGCAUCCGAGAAGCUAGAUAAAAACGGAAGGAAAGGCUGGGGGAAGUGUGUUCAGGCAGAGGGAACAAGGUUCCUGAUGUGCAAACCAGCUGUUUUAGUGGAAAGAUCAUAAAGCUGGCCAGUGUGACCCCAACUGAGUGAAGAGGAGACAGGGCCAGGGUUAGGCCCCUGGGGCUGGACCACCCAGGGCCUGUGGGCCCCAGAUAGGGUUUGGGGUUUUGUUCUCAGGGCAAUGGGAAGCUGAUGGACAGUUUUGUGAGGGGGGAUGACAGGAUCCGAUGUACCUAUU